AUUACUUGUUCCUUUGCAGCCUACGCAUGCUGACGCAGCUCCCCACCUGAACUACAAGUGUCUAUCUGUAUGGGUUGGAGAAUCGUGAAACCGAAAUAUUCCGGAGAUUGCCGAAGACAGGAGGUGGGGGGCGUGUUAAUGUGUGUGUGUCGCUUAAACCAAGCAGGCGGCAUGCUCCUUUCAGUCUUUCGGAGGAAGCCGGCCUGGCAGCUCGGUCUGGUGUCAUUUCACAGCUUCAGCGACGGAGACCUGGGGUUCGGGCGGGAUGACGCAGGCCGAGAAAGAGCAAGAGAACGGAAAGGAGAAAGAGAAAGAUCGCGAAAAGGAGAAGGAGCAGCGCGGUGUCAAGAGGCCGAUUGCUCCACCCGUCAUCCCGGAGCCUCUGCAGGAGCAAAUCCAGAGCAACUUCAUUGUGGUGAUAAACCCAGGAUCGAAAACCCUGAGGAUCGGCCGAGCUACAGACACCCUACCCGUGAGCAUUCCCCAUGUUAUCGCCCGAAGGCACAAGCACGCAGGUCAGCCCCGCCAUGAGGAUCCUUGGCUCCUGAGAGAGGGCCUGUCUAGACCAGAAAGCAACGAACAAAGGCAGAAUGGUCUUAAGAUGGUUGAUCAAGCUAUAUGGUCCAAGAAGAUGUCAAACGGGGCGAGGAGAAUCCCAGUUUCGGCUGAUCAAGCGAGGGCUUUCAAUAAACAGAUGAGGCCGGCUGUGCUGGAUCCAAACUCCAGAGUGAAGUGGACAAAUACAUCCCAUCACCCCGAGUUUCUUGUGGGAGAUGAGGCUCUGUACGUAAACCCCAUGGACUGUUAUAACAUCCACUGGCCAGUCUGCAGAGGGCAGCUGAACGUUCACAGCGGGCCCAGUGGAUCGCUCACUGCUGUUUUAGCAGACCUGGAGACCAUCUGGUCUCAUGCCAUCCAGAAGUUUCUGGAAAUUCCACUCAAGGACCUGAAGUAUUACAGGUGCAUCUUGUUAAUUCCAGACAUCUACAAUCGACAGCACGUGAAGGAGCUGGUUAACAUGCUUCUAAUGAAAAUGGGCUUCUCAGCUACUGUAGUCCAUCAAGAGUCUGUGUGCGCCACCUUCGGCAGUGGCUUGAGCAGUGCCUGUGUGGUGGAUGUGGGAGACCAGAAGACCAGCGUGUGCUGUGUGGAAGAUGGCAUUUCCCAUCGCAGUUCCAGAUUGUGCUUGGCAUAUGGAGGCUCCGAUGUGACAAGAUGCUUUUUCUGGCUGCUGCAGAGGGCUGGUUUUCCCUACAGAGAGUGCCAGCUGUCCAAUAGGCUGGACUGCCUGCUCCUUCAGCAACUGAAAGAGACCUUCUGUCAUCUUGACCAGGAUAUUUCGGGACUUCAGGACCACGAGUUUCGCAUCAGAAACCCUGAUUCUCCUGCUCUGCUUUACCAGUUCCGUUUAGGAGAUGAGAAGCUGCAGGCUCCGAUGGCAAUUUUCUAUCCAGCUACGUUUGGAAUUGUGGGGCAGAAGAUGACGUCUCUCCAGCAGCGCUCGCAGGGGAACCCAGAGGACCCCUACGAUGAGCACUACCUGCUGGGAACGCAGAGCAAGCAGGACCAGUCUGCAAAAGCUACAGCAGAGAGGAAGGCCCCCCCUAAGCCCUCUGGUUUCGACGGCGAACCAGGCAGCCAGAACCCUGAGGCGGCGGACCGGAGCCACCCUCAGGACAUAGACCUGGGCCACUCCCAGAGCGACUGCCUGAUGACGGGCGCGGACGUGGACGAGCCACCCACAGCUCUCAUGUCCAGGAAGACUGCCAUAAGCCAGUUCGAAGGCAAAGCGCUGGGCCUAGACAAAGCCAUUCUGCACAGCAUCGACUGCUGCGCUUCGGACGAGACGAAGAAAAAAAUGUACAGCUCCAUCCUCGUAGUUGGCGGGGGCCUGAUGUUCCACAGGGCCCAGGAGUUUCUUCAGCACCGCAUUCUGAACAAGAUGCCGCCGUCCUUCCGGAGGGUCGUGGAAAACGUCGAGGUCAUCACGAGGCCUAAGGACAUGGAUCCCCGGUUGAUCGCCUGGAAAGGCGGUGCGGUUCUGGCGUGCCUGGACACCACCCAGGAGCUGUGGGUCUACCAGCAGGAGUGGCAGCGUUUUGGCAUGAGGAUCCUGAGAGAGAGAGCGGCAUUUGUCUGGUGAGCGCACCGCCUUAAGAACGCUUGGCGGACUUCACACCGACGAAACGAGAAAACUUUUCUUCGGAGGUGGGACCUAUGGGAAUCGUUUCAGUUAUCUGCCGCCUGUGAGCCGAAUUUACACUGUGUGUUUGGCCAACGCGUUAAGUGAACCAACUGGAAACUGCGAAGGACUCGCUUUUUUUGAUGAAAAAGCUUUCUGGACUUUCUGUUCUUUCUUCCACAAAAAAAUGUGUAUAAUAAUAUCAGUCUGUUUUUCCCUGCAUUUGGCUUUUACACAUUAUGGCUGACCCGACAGAAAGUGAACUUCUUGUUUGUCCGCUGCUUUUAAAAAAGAAAAUGUGGGAGAAAGAGGAAGUGUAGGCAGACCUCUCUAACCCGGCCGCCUUUGAACCACUCGUCUUUUAACGUGUCCCAGGCAGCUCAGCUCUGUACUGGAGGGUGAGCGCUGAUCAGAGGACGGGCAUGUAGACAACACCGUGAGUCUGGAGCAUCCUGGGGGGGCCGGGGGGGCCGCCGACAGUCUUGGUCAACUAAUUCUACACCACCCUCGAUGGCGCUCAGCCAAUAGUGCGCCACUACUGGGCUUGCAUCCCAGUCACAGUGGGCUAGUGACAUACAGCACACAGGUGUGUGCCUUGAACGGUUGUGCCAUUCAGGCCCCAUAUAUUCACAAUAUUUGCAAUAUCUUUAUCUUUAUCUUUAUUUCUGUCAAAGAUGGAAGCCAAGUGUGACGUGUGGGACUCAAAAUCUCCUCCUUGUGUCUGUUGGAGCAUGUUGUAAAUGCAGUGCCAAUGAGUUUAGAAGUCAUAUAUUAUAUUCGUAUAUUAAUUCAUAUGCGAUUAAACCAUUGUCUUGACACAAGCAAGCUCUCUCAUGGUUAAAUUCUAGCUUCCCUUUUACGUAGUGGAAAGAGACAGUUAACUUGAAUUGAGUAAACGGUUAAAAGUGUUUUCUCUACCUGUGUCUUACUUGACCUCACAGGAUUCAGUAAUACUGAUUUGUCUGAUCAGAUAAAGUAGUUUUCAGUCAUUAUUUUUUCCAGAUUGUAAGGAUGUGGUAUAUCGAUGUACAGAAAAGAUUUAACGCAAGAUCAGAAAUAUAGGUCAUAUCUAAUUAGAGACAGGAAAGGUGAUUACAAUCUGUUUUGACAUUUUGGCCCAAUAAGAAGGACCUCUUGAGCUGUCAUAAUUCACCAGUAACAGUUUUUUUUCCAUGAUGGUUGCUAUGCGAGAGAUUUUAUAAUUGGCAAAAUGUAAUUAGUAAUACAUUGAAAACAAAUUGUGGCUCAUGAACACAGUUAUGCAGCUGUUCAAUUUUAAAAUAAAAGCAAAACCUGAAAAAAAUAAUUUCUCUAAAAUUGAGCAAAUAAAGGAUUUAUGAGUAAAAUUUAUGAGUUUAUGAGUGGUCUAGUGGUUAGAAUAUAAAUGAUCAAAUAGAACAAAAUGAGUCCUUUUACGUUAGGGGUAGGUCUUAUCUUUGAUAAAGAAAUGAAUAUGGAAAAUACAUUUUCUCUUGCAUCCCUUUGAUAUUAAAUAUUGAACGGGACUUUUUAAAGCAUGGAAAACCAUGUCAGUCAUCGUCCUCUGUGGUACCGAAAGGAUAUGUGGAGAACGGCAACAAUCAUAGUACAGUAAAUGAAGAUGUGCCAGUUUUUUUAAAUCUUUCCAAGGAGCAACAUUACUUCAGUUCUAUUCUGAAAUGAAAAUCCGCAAAAGUGUGUGUAAACAAUAAACUAUAAAAAAACAGUUAUACAAUUUAGAUUUUGCAAAAGACACCCGUGUUGGCCUGGAGACUCAAGUUCACGUCUGUACGUGCACAUAAAUGUUGAAAAAUCUAAUUAAAAGUGAUUUUACUUGAACUCUUGUCGGGAAAGACCCACUUGCGGGCCUAUAAAUCUAGUCUAUUGAAGAAUUCUGGCACAAGUUCCUUAACCGAUUGGUGAUUUGUAAGCUCGGUACAACAGAUUUUGCACUUGAUGUAUCAAACCUAGAGUAUCCCUGUUUCUGCUGGGGUGUUAAUAAAUCCAACUGAACUACUG
Lepisosteus oculatus (spotted gar) is the source of this 4180-nucleotide messenger RNA. RefSeq names its product actin related protein 8 (gene actr8). Gene Ontology annotation, biological process: regulation of DNA-templated transcription; double-strand break repair. The record is from RefSeq and is a predicted model, not a curated record. Gene Ontology annotation, cellular component: Ino80 complex. Lineage: Eukaryota; Metazoa; Chordata; Actinopteri; Semionotiformes; Lepisosteidae.